Molecule: messenger RNA, 588 nt
Organism: Heterobasidion irregulare TC 32-1
Lineage: Eukaryota; Fungi; Basidiomycota; Agaricomycetes; Russulales; Bondarzewiaceae
Exons: 6
Coding region: 1-588 (195 amino acids)
Source: RefSeq, a predicted model, not a curated record
AUGUCCCAGAUCUCUGUUCGCCAGCUUGUCAAUCCCUCCUCGGAAGAGCUUGAUAAAGCUGCCGAGACGCUUGCUGCAUCAUUUGAAAACGACGUCUUCACGUUCUGCUGUAUCGGGGGCGACAAGCCCCAGAACCUCCUCUUUCAGAGAGCGACCCUUGCCGCGGCCGCGGUUGCGGGACAGAUAUGGGUAGCAAGUCACGGAGACAAUGAAUUCGCUGCCGUCGCAGCUUGGUACGGCCCAGGUCGAGGCCUUCUCGAUAGUCCAGAUCAGGGAGAGGCAGGCUUCAAUGCCAUGUUCGCUGCCUUCCCGAUUGAGUUAACGCGGUGGUGGACAGAAUACUAUGGUGCCAUGUGUGUCACAGCCCUAGGAGAAGGGACCAAGGUCAACGGCUGGCAUCUACAGCUCCUUGGUACUCACCCCAAGCAUCAGAAUCAAGGUCUUGCAAAGGCAGUCACGGCACCGAUUCUCGAGAAAGCAAAGGAAGAUAACAAGAUUCUCUGCCUUGAAACUGCGACAGAAGUCAAUGCAAGUCUCGAUCUACAAGAAGAUGGGUUGGAAGGUGAGACACGGUCCGGAACAGUAUGA